Messenger RNA from Colletotrichum orchidophilum, 597 nucleotides. Its product is annotated as phosphatidylethanolamine-binding protein. The transcript has 2 exons. Gene Ontology annotation, biological process: regulation of Ras protein signal transduction; regulation of proteolysis. NCBI's taxonomy places the organism in Eukaryota, Fungi, Ascomycota, Sordariomycetes, Glomerellales, Glomerellaceae. The record is from RefSeq and is a predicted model, not a curated record. Gene Ontology annotation, molecular function: peptidase inhibitor activity; phospholipid binding. The coding region runs from base 1 to 597 and encodes 198 amino acids.
AUGUCACUCUCCGACCACGCGCAAAAGCUCACCAACACUCUCGAGCAAGCCAAGCUCGUCCCGGGCUCGGAGGCGGCGCUGAUACCGGAGGGCUUCCGACCCACGACCAAGCUCGAGGUCUCGUUCGCGGGUAAGGUUGUCGACGCGGGCAACUUCUUCCGCGCGGGCGAGUGCAAGCUCGCGCCCAGCAUCUCCUUCGCGGCCGAGGAGGAGUCGGAGGCGUCGCCCGGCGCAUCGUACACGCUCUUCCUGACGGACCCGGACGCGCCUACACCGGACAACCCGCAGUUUGCCUUUUGGCGCCACUGGGUUCUCCCCGGGCUGCAGCCGCUCAGCGGAGGUGCGGUUGUCGGGCAGACGAAGCCGGCUUUGACGGAGUUUCUCGGGCCUGGGCCCAAGGAUGACUCAAAGCCGCACAGGUACCUCUUCUUGCUCUACCGGGAACCUCAGGGUCUGGAUCUCAAGAAGGAGGACGUCGGCGGGGAGGAGUUUGUGCAGAGACGGUCAUGGAAACCUGCUGAGUUUGCCGAGAAGCAUGGGUUGAAGCUCGUCGGAGUGAACUGGAUGACUUGCGCUGGCGAUGGUUGGACGGAGUGA